UCGCCAUCCCUACUUUAAGUUUUGUGCCCGUCAUUCUCCACUAGCGAAAAACAUUUAAAGAUUUCAUUCCGUAUCCUUGCAAAAAAAUAAUAUUUAAUCAUGCUGAACAAUUAUAACGGUCUGGCUCAACCUUUCUGGCAAAAUGGACCUGCACCCGGCCAGUUCUACCACUUCACUGGCGGACAACAGCAAAUCCAGAAUCUGCCCCGCGAAUUGACCACCGCCGGCCCGUAUGGAACGCAGCGCAACACUGCCAGAAUCACCACAGGCUCUUCAGUUUUGGGCAUUCGCUUUGAUGGCGGCGUCAUGAUUGCAGCCGAUACAAUGGUAUCCUAUGGAUCCCUGUCUCGCUACCAAAGCAUCGAUCGUGUAUUUAAAAUCAACGAAAAGAUAUUGCUGGGAGGUGGAGACGACUUCGCCGACAUCCAGUCUAUCAAGCGCACCAUCGACCAGAAGAUGAUCGCUGAUCAAUGCAGAGCAGACGAGAUCGAGAUGAAGCCCACAGAAUUGGCGAUGUGGUUGACCAGAGUGCUUUACAAUCGUCGCACACGUAUGAAUCCUUUGUUCAUUGAUGUGGUUGUUGGUGGAGUCAAUGCGGAGGGAAAGCCAUUUUUGGGCAAUGUCGACUUGCGCGGAAGAUUCUACGAGGACUUUGUGGUGGCCACCGGUUUUGCUCGCCAUUUGGCUAUUCCCUUGGUACGCGAGAGCAAGCCAGCGGGUAGAGAGUUCACUGCAGAGGAGGCUUCCAAUUUGAUCCGAAAAUGCAUGGAGGUGUUGUACUACCGAGACACCCGUAACACCUCGAAGUACACGGUCGGCGUGUGCACCCCCAGCGGUUCCGUUGUGGAAGGACCUUAUAAGGUCGAUGAGAACUGGUCUUUUGCCUCCACCAUCAAAGGAUACUGAAAGAAGACAACUAGAGCUAUGCGGUUUUUGUAUGAAUUAAAGUCACUCACAUAAUUUGGUUACAAGCUUAUUGAAAAUAAAUGUGACUAAAUAAAUUAAAAAAAAAAAAAUAGAACUGAAA
This is a messenger RNA of Drosophila ananassae, 1027 nucleotides long. RefSeq names its product proteasome subunit beta type-4 (gene Prosbeta7). Lineage: Eukaryota; Metazoa; Arthropoda; Insecta; Diptera; Drosophilidae. The coding region runs from base 100 to 906 and encodes 268 amino acids. The transcript is spliced from 3 exons. Gene Ontology annotation, cellular component: proteasome core complex. The record is from RefSeq and is a predicted model, not a curated record.